UCUCAACAGGGCAUUAUUUAAUGAAGAAACGUCAGAACUGCUAAACACACGGGGACACAGGAGAUCCUAGUGACCAAGGAUGGCUUCCUCUUGGAAAUUAGUUCUGUUUCUGUCAGUCUCUGGGUGUCUUUCAGAGUAUUCUGGAGCUCUUCCUGAUCUCCCUACUUCAUAUGCUACUUUGCUAAGAAUUAAGAAGAGUUCAUCUUCAUCCCUCUUUGGUUCGAAGACCAGACCACGAUACAGCAGUCCUUUGUUAGGAACACUGAGUGUUUCUUCACCAAACUGGCAAGGGGCAGCUCAACAUUAUUAUUCCCCCAUCAAUCUUUAUCAUUCCUCAGAUGCCUUCAAACAAGAUGAAAGUGUGGACUAUGGGCCAGUUUUUGUGCAAGAACCAGAUGAUAUAAUUUUCCCAACUGAUUCUGAUGAGAAGAAAGUAGCACUGAAUUGUGAAGUUCGUGGCAACCCAGUUCCCAAUUUCAGAUGGCUUCGAAAUGGAACAGAGAUAGAUUUGGAAAGUGAUUAUCGCUACAGUUUGAUAGAUGGGACCUUCAUUAUAAGCAAUCCAAGUGAAGCAAAGGAUUCUGGUCAUUAUCAGUGUUUAGCAGCCAACACUUUUGGAAGUAUUCUUAGUAGAGAAGCCAUACUUCAGUUUGCCUAUCUGGGAAAUUUUAGUGGCCGGACAAGAAGUGCAGUCUCGGUGAGGGAAGGCCAGGGGGUUGUUCUGAUGUGCUCUCCUCCGCCUCAUUCACCAGAGAUCAUCUAUAGCUGGGUAUUUAACGAGUUCCCUUCCUUUGUGGCGGAAGACAGCCGGCGGUUCAUUUCCCAGGAGACAGGCAACCUUUAUAUUUCUAAAGUCCAAACAUCAGAUGUGGGCAGCUAUAUUUGUCUGGUGAAAAACACAGUGACAAAUGCUCGAGUACUUAGUCCUCCAACACCACUCACUCUGCGUAAUGAUGGUGUGAUGGGAGAAUAUGAGCCGAAAAUUGAGGUCCAUUUUCCUUUCACGGUUACAGCUGCUAAGGGAACAACUGUUAAGAUGGAAUGCUUUGCGCUUGGCAAGUAAGUACAUAUUCUUCCAUAAUUAGACACAAUUGUUUAUUAAAAUGUGACAUAGCUUAUUUUUGGAUGACUUAUUUUGCGAGGUUUCAUUUUCCCAGAAGCUCCUCGGUAGCUAUCGUUUUUUAAAAGAAGGGCAAAUGGGAAUUGAUGAAGUAACCAAUUAUAAUUAUCUUUCUAGUCAUUUCUAUGAACAAUAAUGUAUACAAUUUUACCAUUUUAACAUAAAGGAAACUUCUUUAAGUAAAAGAAGCGCUUUACAUCUCUUUGCCUACGUGUCUUAAAAUUUCAGUAUCAUUCUUAAAUUUCAUUCAGCAAUGAUGAAAAUAAAAAGAAGAUAAAAGGGUAAGGUGCUAUCUGCUCCUCAUGUAUAGGAUAUAAAUUCUGAUAAGAUAUAAUAAGACAACAGUAUAAAAAUCAUAACAAUGAUAGUUGUAGUGAGCAAAUUGAUUACUUCAGUAUCUCCUGAAAUGAUAACACGAUAGCACCAGCUGUCAAUAUGUACAACAUGUAAUCAUUCCCCAAAUCAGAGAGAGGAUUUAUAUCACACUCUAAUGUCUGCUAUGCUUAAUGAGUCUAUUUCUGAGGGUUUAAAUCCCGUGAUAUAUAAUCACUUGUCAAUGAUGUUUACAAUAUGAGUAUUGGGCAUA
Molecule: messenger RNA, 1706 nt
Organism: Ceratotherium simum simum (southern white rhinoceros)
Lineage: Eukaryota; Metazoa; Chordata; Mammalia; Perissodactyla; Rhinocerotidae
Source: RefSeq, a predicted model, not a curated record